Messenger RNA from Sander lucioperca (pikeperch), 1329 nucleotides. Its product is annotated as claudin-10. NCBI's taxonomy places the organism in Eukaryota, Metazoa, Chordata, Actinopteri, Perciformes, Percidae. Gene Ontology annotation, molecular function: structural molecule activity. The record is from RefSeq and is a predicted model, not a curated record. Bases 218 to 985 code for a protein of 255 amino acids. Gene Ontology annotation, cellular component: bicellular tight junction; plasma membrane. The transcript is spliced from 5 exons. Gene Ontology annotation, biological process: bicellular tight junction assembly; cell adhesion.
GAGUGUGGGGAACCUGAAUGAUGCUUACUAGGCAAAACCGUCUUAAAGAUAAGGUGAGAAAACAACACUGGUGAUCUGACACGUCAGCAAUGACAUAUAAAGGAGAGCUCAGUCCAGUUUUCCACUGUGGGAAGUUGUUCAAACUUGGACAGUACUCUCUAUAUUUAAUGCAUCUUGAGAGUUUUUAAUCUCUACUACUUGAGGACCAGCACUCACCAUGAAGUAUAGGAUGGUGGUGAUGUACGUGGAGAUCGGCUGCUUCGUGACCUGCCUGUUUGGCUGGAUCUUGGUGUGUUCCACCCUUCCCACAGAGUACUGGACUUUCUCCGAGGUGAGCGAUGUUGUGCUGACCACCUCCAACUUCUACUCCAACCUGUGGAAGGACUGUGUGUCAGACACCACAGGGGUGUCCGACUGCAAGGAAUACCCUUCCUUGCUGGCCCUUCCUGUGUUCCUACACGCCUGCAGAGGGCUCGCUGUCUGCGCCAUUAUCACUGGUUUCUUCGGAGGCGUCCUCACACUCAUAGGGAUGAAAUGCACUAAAAUAGGCGGAUCAGAGAUUGCCAAUGUGAGGGUGACCUUUGCAGGUGGUAUAACCUACCUGGUUUCAGGAUUCUGUGGUAUGAUCACCUACUCAUGGUGGGCCAACAAAGUCAUAACAGAAUUCUUGGAUCCAAAUUUUCUAGCACAGAAAUAUGAACUUGGAGCUGCAAUUUUCAUUGGCUGGGGUGGCUCCAUCCUUCUCCUCUCUGGAGGGACAGUGCUGUCUUACUUCUCUGGAAAAGGUCUAACAUCAAGUUCUGCAAAAAGCUCACAUAGAGCAGCCACUUACACCUCUGCCCGGACCAGACGGACCUACAUGCUGCCAGCUUCAGCGUCCAGAGUGACCCAGGUGCCGCCGUUGUUUUAUGAAGGCCAAGCAAGCAUAGCAACCAGUGCAACAAGGAAAGCCAGCGUCACCUUCAACAGGGACAGCUUCGUCUGAGCCAGAGGGGACUUCUGAGCUAGAAAAGUUACUUUAAAGAUUUAAAAAUCUACUCAUGUCUACGACUGGUAUCAAUCUUCUAAUCAAACUCAUGGCAAGAAAGCACAUAAGCAUAUUUACCAAAAAGUCGAACAUUUCCUUUAAUGAGGUUAUGCACGACUGGAAAUAUAAAUUCUGUUACUAAAGCAAAGCUAAGUAAUCCAGAUCCUGCAAUCAGGCUAUGUUGUUGUUUUUAAAAACUUUGUAUUUAUGGCUGUUUUUGUUUUUCAUCAGGGAGAACAUUUGAUUCUUCCUAUCUAUCUGUCUGCUUUGUUCUUUUGAAACAGGCUGAAAGGUUCAGUACA